Protopterus annectens (West African lungfish) is the source of this 7433-nucleotide messenger RNA. It is a transcript of the gene SUPT6H, whose product is annotated as SPT6 homolog, histone chaperone and transcription elongation factor. Gene Ontology annotation, cellular component: transcription elongation factor complex. The record is from RefSeq and is a predicted model, not a curated record. The coding region runs from base 1 to 5661 and encodes 1886 amino acids. Gene Ontology annotation, biological process: transcription elongation-coupled chromatin remodeling; positive regulation of transcription elongation by RNA polymerase II; transcription elongation by RNA polymerase II. The transcript has 36 exons. Gene Ontology annotation, molecular function: histone binding; nucleosome binding; DNA binding. Lineage: Eukaryota; Metazoa; Chordata; Ceratodontiformes; Protopteridae.
AUGGCUGCCUGGGAGCAGAAAUAUCUUGUCCAACAGACCUACAUUAAGUUUUUUAGACGUUUUGUAGACGAUUUGUUUAUCGUCGUUGAUGACAAAUUUAGUUACUCUGAUUUUUCUGAUUAUAUUAAUUCCACAAGUCAGUUUUUAAAGUUUUCUGGGAAGAGUUCAUAUACUAAUAUUGAUUUUUUAGAUGUCAAUGUAUAUGUUGAAGGGGGCAUAGUGAAGACGAAACUAUACAGGAAAUCUUGUUAUCAACCAGCGUACCUGCAUCGUCAGAGUAUGCAUAAUCCGGCUUGUUUUAACAACAUUAUUAAGGGACAAGCCAUUAGAGUGCCUCGUAUAUGCUGUGAUGAUACAGUCUUUAAUCGUGAAAUGGAAUCUUUACAGAAAGGAUUUUUGAGCAGAGGCUACAAGAAAGAAGAAUUUGAGGAAGUGAAUAAUCAAAUGGGUUAUCUUAGAAAGCAUAGGGCCAGACCUUAUUUUAGCUCUGACUCAUCUUCUAUGACACCUAGAUUAGAAACCUCCAGACGCAAUGUGUCUGUUGUGCUUCCAUAUUGUAAUGAAGAGGAAGAGGAGGAUGAUCCUGAGGAUCAGGAUGAGCAGGGAAACUUGAAGGGAUUUAUUAAUGAUGAUGAUGAUGAAGAGGAAGAGGAGGAGGAAGAGGAAGAUGAAGAGGGGGCGAAACGAGGUAGCGAUUCUGAAAACUCUCAAGAUGAAAUUGGACACAAGAAGAGAAAACGCAAUUUUGAUGAUCGACUGGAAGAUGAUGACUUUGAUCUCAUUGAAGAAAACUUGGGUGUUAAAGUCAAAAGAGGAAAAAAGUUUAGUCGUCUGCGGAGAGUGUCUGAUGAUGAAGAUGAGGAAGAAGAGGACUUUGAUAGGAUAGGGGAUGAGAAAGAUGCAAUAGCAGAAGAAAUUUUCCAGGCUGGAGAAGGUGAAGAAGAGGAAGCUGAUGGAGUGGAAGCGCCAGUCAUAGGUGGUGAGGAAGAAGGGGAGGAAGGGGAAGAAGAAGAAUCUGACAUUGACGACUUCAUUGUUGAUGAUGACGGACAGCCUUUGAAAAAGCAUAAGUGGAGGAAAAAGCUCCCUGGAUAUAGUGAUGCUGCUCUUCAGGAGGCUCAGGAGAUUUUCGGGGUUGAAUUUGACUAUGAAGAUUUGGAGAAAUACAGUGAGGAUGAUGAGGAGAUAGAGGAGGCGUAUGAUUAUGAAGAUGAGGAAGUAGAGGGUGAAACAAGAGUACGACCAAAGAAGACUAGACAGAAACGUGUAACACGAACUAUCUUCGAUAUUUUUGAGCCUAGUGAAUUGGAGAGUAGUCAUAUGACUGACCUAGACAAUGAGAUCCGAACUACAGAUAUGCCAGAGAGAUUCCAAGUGCGUGCAACUCCAGUGAAGCCGGCCGAUGAGGAGGAGCUAGAAGAAGAAGCAGACUGGAUUUACAAGAAUGCUUUUGCUACCCCAACUAUAUCCUUGCAGGAGAACACAGAUUAUCUAGACCGCGGAGGAGGAAGUAGUUUUAGUAGAAAAGGACCCAGUACAAUCCAGAAGAUAAGGGAAGCUCUAAACUUUAUGAGGAACCAGCAUUUUGAGGUCCCUUUCAUUGCCUUCUAUAGAAAGGAAUAUGUGGAACCAGAGUUGAGCAUUAAUGAUCUUUGGAAAGUCUGGCAGUGGGAUGAAAAGUGGACUCAGCUGAGGCACCGUAAAUUGAACCUGACUCGUUUGUUCCAGAAGAUGCAGGCAUACCAGUAUGAACAGAUCUCUGCUGAUCCAGAUAAACCUCUUGCUGAUGGAAUCCGACCACUUGAUAUUACAGAUAUGGAGCGGUUAAAAGAGGUACAGUCCAUGGACGAACUAAAAGACGUUUACAACCAUUUCCUGUUAUACUAUGGUCGAGACAUUCCUAAGAUGCAGAAUGCUUCCCGGAGCAGCAAGAAGAAACAGAAGAAGAUUGGGGAAGAGGGUGAAGAUGAUGAAGGUGAUGUUGCUGGUGAAGACGAGCCAAAAGGGGUGGAAUUGAAGCAAGCAUCCCGACGGGAUAUGUAUUCUAUCUGCCAGAGUGCUGGGCUUGAUGGAUUAGCCAAGAAGUUUGGUCUUACACCCGAGCAAUUUGGUGAAAACCUCCGAGAUAGUUAUCAGCGUCAUGAAACAGAACAGUUUCCUGCAGAGCCACUGGAGCUGGCAAAGGAUUAUGUCAAUAGUCAGUUUUCUACACCAGAGAUGGUUUUAGAGGGUGCUCGAUACAUGGUAGCCUUGCAAAUUGCACGGGAGCCACUAGUUCGACAAGUUCUGCGGCAAACUUUUCAAGAGAGAGCUAAGAUUAAUAUCGUACCAACAAAAAAAGGAAAGAAGGACAUCGAUGAAGGUCAUUAUGCCUAUACAUUUAAGUAUCUGAAGAACAAGCCUGUGAAAGAGCUGAGGGAUGAUCAUUUUCUGAAAAUGUGCCUUGCUGAAGAAGAAGGUCUUCUGACUAUUGACAUCUGCAUUGAUAUGAAAGGGAUUGAGGGCUAUGGUAGUGACCAGACAUACUUUGAGGAAAUCAAACAGUUUUAUUACCGUGAUGAAUUUAGCCAUCAGGUGCAGGAAUGGAACAGACAAAGAACAAUGGCUAUUGAGCGUGCCCUCAAGCAGUUCUUGUACCCACAAAUGGCUAAGGAGCUAAAAAACAAGCUGCUUAAUGAAGCCAAGGAGUUUGUUGUAAAGAGCUGCAGUCGCAGGCUGUAUAACUGGCUGAAGGUUGCCCCAUACAGGCCAGAUCAGCAGGUGGAGGAGGAUGAUGACUUCAUGGAGGAAAACCAGGGAAAGGGGAUCCGGGUACUUGGAAUGGCAUACUCUGCAUCCAGGGAUACUCCUGUUUUCUGUUCUUUUGUCAAUGGUGAAGGGGAAGUUGUGGAUUUCCUUAGGCUGCCUUAUUUCACAAAAAGGAGAAAUGCCUGGAGAGAAGAAGACCGAGAGAGAAAGGCUAAAGAUAUUGAAACAUUGAAGAAGUUUCUUCUUACCAAAAAACCUCAUGUUGUGGCCAUUGCAGGAGAAAAUAGAGAUGCAUUGUCAUUGCUUGAUGAUUGCAAACGUGUAGUGCAUGAUCUGGAACAAGAACAUCAGGCUUCUCCAAUUGGAGUGGAACUUAUAGACAAUGAGCUGGCUACCUUUUAUAUGAACAGCAAAAAAUCUGAGGCAGAUUUUAGAGAUUAUCCUCCAUUGCUUCGUCAAGCUGUGUCAAUCGCUCGAAGAAUUCAGGAUCCUCUGAUUGAAUUUGCACAGGUCUGCAGUGGCUCAGAUGAUGACAUCCUGUGUCUUAAACUCCAUCCACUGCAAGAACAUGUUGAAAAAGAAGAAUUGCUGAAUGCACUGCUGUGCGAAUUUAUUAAUCGAGUGAAUGAAGUUGGAGUGGAUGUAACCAAAGCUAUUGGUCACCCCCAUACCCAAGCCCUUGUUCAAUUUGUCUGUGGUUUGGGCCCUCGCAAAGGAGCACAUCUUCUCAAGAUCUUGAAACAGAACAACACACGACUUGAGAGCAGGACUCAGCUAGUUACGAUGUGCCACAUGGGUCCAAAGGUUUUCAUCAAUUGUUCUGGUUUUGUUAAAAUCGACACAAAUUCUCUAGGAGACAGCACUGAUUCUUACAUUGAAGUGUUGGAUGGGUCCAGAGUUCAUCCGGAGACUUACGAGUGGGCACGAAAAAUGGCAGUUGAUGCUUUAGAGUAUGAUGAGUCUGCAGAGGAUGCAAAUCCUGCUGGAGCGCUUGAAGAAAUUCUAGAAAACCCAGAAAGGCUGAAAGACUUGGACCUUGAUGCUUUUGCAGAGGAGCUGGAAAGACAGGGCUACGGUGACAAGCAUAUUACCCUGUAUGAUAUCCGUGCAGAGCUAAGCUGCAGGUACAAGGAUCUGAGAACCCCGUUCCGAUCUCCUAAUGCAGAAGAAAUGUUCAACAUGCUGACUAAAGAAACACCAGAAACUUUUUAUAUAGGGAAGCUGAUUUCUUGCAUUGUAACAGGAAUUGCACAUAGACGACCUCAGGGAGAGAGUUAUGAUCAGGCUAUCAGGAAUGAUGAUACGGGACUCUGGCAAUGCCCUUUCUGUCAGCAGGACAACUUCCCAGAGCUGAGCGAGGUAUGGAAUCACUUUGAUAGCGGCUCGUGUCCUGGUCAGGCUAUAGGUGUGAAAACUCGAUUGGAUAAUGGUGUCAGUGGCUUUGUACCAACUAAAUUUCUUAGUGAUAAAGUAGUAAAGCGCCCAGAAGAAAGAGUAAAGGUUGGAAUGACUGUUCAUUGCAGGAUUAUGAAAAUUGACAUUGAGAAGUUCAGUGUAGAUACGACUUGUAGAACAUCAGACUUAGUGGACAAAAACAAUGAAUGGAGGCUACCUAAAGACUCAUUUUAUGACUUUGAAUCUGAAGAAAAAGAUUGGAAACUGGAGGAAGAAACAAAAAAGAAGAUGCAGCGAACAACUUAUAUCAAGAGAGUGAUAGCCCAUCCAGCAUUCCACAACAUAAACUUUAAACAAGCUGAAAAAAUGAUGGAGACCUUGGAGGUAGGAGAAGUGAUUAUUCGUCCCAGUAGUAAAGGAGAGAACCACCUGACUGUAACCUGGAAAGUAUCUGAGGGUAUUUAUCAACAUAUUGAUGUCCGGGAAGAAGGCAAGGAGAAUGCGUUUAGCUUAGGCGCAACUCUUUGGAUUGGCACUGAGGAAUUUGAAGAUCUAGAUGAAAUUAUUGCUCGCUAUGUGCAACCAAUGGCAUCAUUUGCAAGAGACCUUCUUAGUCACAAAUAUUACCAAGAGUCUUGUGCAGGAGAGAAAAAGAAAAUGGAAGAGUUACUAAUAAAAGCUAAAAAAGAAAAACCCACCUUUAUCCCUUAUUUCAUCUCUGCAUGUAAAGAUCUGCCUGGCAAGUUCUUACUAGGAUACCAGCCUCGAAACAAGCCAAGGAUAGAGUAUAUUUCUGUGUCUCCAGAAGGAUUUAGGUACAGGGGUCAGACUUUCCCGACUAUAAACGGACUUUUUCGCUGGUUCAAGGACCACUACCAGGAUCCAGUACCAGGUAUCACCCCCAGCAGCGGUAGCAGUCGGACUAGAACACCAGCCUCUCUCAAUACUACACCUGCCAACCUUAAUUUGGCUGAUUUGACACGAGCUGUUAAUGCACUACCUCAGAAUAUGACGUCGCAAAUGUUUAAUGCCAUUGCAGCAGUGACUGGCCAGGGACAGAAUGCAAAUACCACUCCAGCACAGUGGGCAUCCAGUCAGUAUGGCUACAGUGGAGGAGGAGGAGGAGGAGGCGGUGGCAGUGCCUACCACGUCUUUGCUACCCCAGCUCAGCAGCCAGUAGCUACUCCUUUGAUGACUCCAAGUUUUUCCUUCACAACCCCAAGUCAGCCAAUAACAACCCCACAGUAUCAUCCUCACUCAAGUGUUACACCACAGUCAUCUCAAGGAGCUCCAACACCUACUUCUACUUCCAGACAAAGGCAGCAACCAAAGUCAGCUAUGCACACAGCAAUCGACUGGGGCAAAAUGGCAGAACAGUGGUUACAGGAAAAGGAGGCCGAAAGACGAAAGCAAAAACAGAGACUAACACCAAGGGCUUCUCCCAGCCCUAUGAUAGAAAGUACACCAAUGUCUAUUGCUGGAGAUGCCACUCCACUUCUGGAUGAAAUGGAUCGGUAGACCAGAAAUUAAAAUGGCAGUGUCUAGCCCCCUUAUCUUAGACUUUGAAGACUUGAACUCAGUAUUGAAUUAUGUACAGAGGAAAAAGAAACUACCUUUUAAUGGGACAGUCUUUUUUAAGCUACAUACCUUCUGUUUCAUUUUGUACAGUAGCUUGAACUGCCUUUCAUCUUGACACCAUAAUUUGUUAAGACACUUUAAGCAAGCAGCAUGGAGGUCUCUGCCCUGGUAUGGGGUGGCUUUAGAAAUACUUUGUUUUCCCCUUUUGGAAGCCCUGGCAUCAUCUGUGGAAUUUUUAAUGUAAAAACAUACUCAUUUUCUGGCUUUAUUUGGUUACUUCAUUUUUUAUUUAUGUGCAUUCUCUUACAUUAAAGAAGCACUGCUUUCAGAAAUACAUCUGAAUAAGAAUAGUGUGCUCCAGGUUUUGGUGAUGCACAGCACUUUGGUGUCCUUUUGCAGUUUUUCUUCUGUGUGUUAUCUACAGUAAUUCGUGCUAGCCAAAAAAAUGGGGACAAACAGUCCUCCUUUGAAGAGCCAUAUAAACUGCAUGAACUAAGUUAUCCUAAAUUAAUUAACUUUAAAUGUUUCAUGUUGAGCAGACAAUGAGCGAUAGUCAUAUACCCGUUACCAGCAAAUUGACUGGAUUUCAUACGACUUGUAUUUAAAGAACAUGUUGAUAGCAGAUAGACUGCAAUACAUAUAUUCAGAUUUGAAUUUUUAUAUGUUUUAUGAAAUUGUGUGAAAUGAGAAUUAUAACAUUUCUAGAGUUUGCCAGUUGCUCCCAGCUCCUAAUCAACUAUAAUGUCAGACUUUUUUUUUUUUGGCUAAGUGCUUUGAGACUUUAAAGACACACAAGUAGUAAUGUUGCAGACCUUUUGGUACAGUAACAAUGUUGUAGUAAACACUGAAAAAUCAAUAUCUAUGUUUGAGUUAAAAUCCUCUGCUGUCAUUUGUUCCACCUCAGUAUGAUGAAGAAAUGGAUUUCGAUUUGAGUAUUCUGUUGCUCUGCCAUGUGCGUUAGGGCAGGCUAAUCCCAGUCAUAGUUUCUGUUUCACUCCACCCUUGCAGCUGUCUGUUGUCGCUGAAGGCAGUGCACAUACCUUACCCAUACCAUAGAAGGGUUUGGAGACACUAGUUAUUGGAACUUCCGCAUCCAUACAUAUGAUCUGAUACUUUGUCAUGUUGUCUCUGCUCUUCUGGCAUAGUAUCAUUAAGGAAGUUAAGAAAUAUCUGCUGUAGAGUAAAAAUGCAUCAUCAUGCUAAGGAACAUUGCCAGUCUGUGGUCCCAGGUAAAAGUUUGAAUGGGUUAAGAUAUCUGCUCAUGAUGAAAGUUAUAACUCAUAGCCAAACAAGAGUGAACACCUGCUCUAGCACCCAGGUCUAGGUUAAAGAAUCGCUGGCAUUGCUUGUAAUACAAACCUUGCUUUGCUGAGAGGUUAAUGGAUAAUUGUUCCUUUGUUACAAACAUUCUGGUACAUUGUCACAGUCCCUUCUCUUUAGGUUUGUGCCAGCCUGAAUUUUGGGGGAUUUUGAAAUAUAGUCCGUUGAGAGAAUUAAAGCUCUGCUAUUUAGAAAAAAAAAUCAACAGAUGCUGAAGUUCAGAUCCUUAAAGGUGGAUGCUUGUGGUGAUCUUGCAAUAUUUCUCAUAAUGUUAUUCUACAAAACAAGAGCAGAAGGUUUGUGUAUCUGACAGUACCCCAAACAUGACUGUUUUUAGGGUAGUUUUUAUUUAUUUUUAAUUUAAAUAAAAAAAUACAAAUGUAUUUCCUAAA